This is a messenger RNA of Oryzias melastigma (Indian medaka), 991 nucleotides long. RefSeq names its product tyrosine-protein kinase receptor TYRO3. Gene Ontology annotation, biological process: cell surface receptor signaling pathway. Gene Ontology annotation, molecular function: transmembrane signaling receptor activity. Lineage: Eukaryota; Metazoa; Chordata; Actinopteri; Beloniformes; Adrianichthyidae. The transcript is spliced from 6 exons. The record is from RefSeq and is a predicted model, not a curated record. Bases 240 to 881 code for a protein of 213 amino acids.
UUGGUGUGACUGUGAGUCCCAGCAGAUCUCAGUUCUUUGAAGAAGAAUCAGUGAUUCUGAACUGUGAGGACGACAGCUCUGCAGGAUGGACUCUGAGGAGGAACAUCUCAGGAGAAACCAGGACUCAGUGUGGAUCUACAUGGGGAAAAUCAGAUAGUUUACCAUGUAAGAUCAGGUAUGUUCACAAAGAGGACAGUGGAGUUUACUGGUGUGAGUCCAGAGGGGGAGGAGCCAGCAGCAUGGUGGUUAACAUCAGUGUCUCUGGUGGAUCAGUGAUCCUGCAGAGUCCUGUCCUCCCUGUGAUGGAGGGUCAUGACCUCACUCUGAGCUGUCAAUCAAAGACCCCUCCCUCCAACCCCUCAGCUGCUUUCUAUAAAGAUGGCUCCCUCAUCAGGACUGAGCCUACAGGUCACAUGACCCUCCAGCAUGUUUCCAGGUCUGAUGAAGGUCUCUACAAGUGUCACAUCAGGGAUCAUGGAGAGUCUCCAUCCAGCUGGAUCUCUGUCUCAGAGAGACCAUCAACCAUCCCUGAUCCUCCAACCACCUCUACUCCUCCAACCACAUCUGCUCCUUCAUCUCCUCCUCCUUUCUAUAUUUGGUUACCUGCUGUGUGUGUUGGUGUUCUGGUUCUGCUGGUUGGACGACGUGUUCUCAGGAAGUCUGAAGCUGAUGGACCAACAGAAGUUACAUACGCUGACAUCAACAUCUUACUCCGCCCCCAGCAGCCAAUCAGACGCAGCACAGAUGGAGAUCCAGAACCAGGUUCUACAGCCAGAACAGCAGACGAGACGUUUGGACAGAAGACCAUCAGAGACCGAUCCGACAGGAAACACCUGACAGAGGUUCCAGGUCCAGACGUCAUUUACUCCUCCCUGAGGUAGUCCAGCAGCAGCUGCAGAGCUGAGAGGACUCCCACCAUGAAGACCUACAGGAAACGCUCUCUGCUCUCUGCUGUGGUUUCUCUGUCACAAAUAAAGAUCAGGUGUUAAAA